Spizellomyces punctatus DAOM BR117 is the source of this 489-nucleotide messenger RNA. RefSeq lists its product as uncharacterized. NCBI's taxonomy places the organism in Eukaryota, Fungi, Chytridiomycota, Chytridiomycetes, Spizellomycetales, Spizellomycetaceae. The transcript has a single exon. The record is from RefSeq and is a predicted model, not a curated record. The coding region runs from base 142 to 471 and encodes 109 amino acids.
UUAGACGCCCGGCAUGCAGCAUACUCCAAAUGGUGCUGCUCCCCCGUUGGGGACCGCUACUGGUAUAUAUCCGCCUCUGCACAAAUUUACACCGACAUUUGCAAAUACAGAUGUUUUCAGACGUCUUGACCAUGGAAAUACAUGCAUCUGAUGUGCGAGAUAUUUUCAGCUGUACUCGUUCGCCUCUCCGCUUUCAGACUUAAUGUCGUCUGGAGUUUACAGCGGUCGUUGCAGCCGAUUGUGGUACUGAACUGGCCCGGUGCUCUCAUACUCUUUGCAAAAGGUUGCGUUAUCCUGCAAACCAAGCCAGUUCGACAGGUGCUUUAUGAACCCAUUGACCCAAUUGAUGGAAAGACACAGACUACACACUGGCGAAAUGUCAUCAGUACCAUUCACCUUGUUGAUCUUCACAUUUUCCAGCUGGUACACGUUUAUUCCGAGUCGGGACAAUGGCUUGCUUUGCAGGGUUGAUCCAUUCAAACAGUUGAG